AACCACAAAUAAAUUAAUCGUAAAAAAAAUCUAUACAAAAAACAAAAUUGAAACGCCAAAAAACCAUAAACAAAGUCAAAGCUUUUUCUGAACUAAAAAACCACACUCAUUUUUGAAAUAUUUACAUAAGCUAGUCUGUAAAUAUUGGGACAGUUUUGAAAGAAAAGUACAGUUGCGAUUAAGCCAUAUCGCCGGAAUCUGACAAAAGGAAAAGCUAUGGCCGAAUGUUCGUUCGCCAGAUGUCUGCAAGAGCGUCGGCUCAUCAAGCGGGAGCUACUGAAAUGGUCCAAGGAUAUGCUGCACAUUGUGGGCCUAGAACGCGUUGCUGAAGAAUUUAUGGGUCGCCGGCAAUGGAAACAUUAUCAAGAGCAACUGACGCGCAGCCACUUGAAUAUCGAGGAGCAACAGCCCAUAGCAAUAGAAGGUUCCGAGGACGAGCCACCGCAAUACAACCACAGCAGCAAGGAGAGCAAACCCAACCACUGUAAAACAGAGAACCACCGUCUAGAGCAGUACCACAACGGCAGUCAGCUGCUGGAAGAAGAUUUUGAGAACAACCAAACAUCACACGAUUCAUCACGUACACCAUCACCGGGAGCCACCAGUACACCAUCACCACCGCCAGAACCCAACGAUUGGAGACCGUCGGCCAAGUGCAAUUUCUGUGUUAACGGUCGCCUGCUAACGGUGAACGCCCAGGGCGAAUUGGUGGCCGAAACCGUAGCCACUAGCAGCAGCACUAGUAGUAGCCACAUUCAUCAGCACGACAGUGACAGCAACUCGAGCACAUCACUGCCCCACCACAACAGCAACAGCAACAGCAACACCAACAACAACAGCAGUGGCAACAGGGCUCGCCACAUUGCUGCUGCAACAGCAACACCAACAGCGGCAACAUCCGCGAAUUCGCUCGAACUGUACAAGCUGCUGACCCAGCGGGCAGCCAAGAUGACAUCGAUGGACUCGAUGGCCGCCCACCUGGCGCAGUUCUCGCUGCUGGCCGACUUCAACCUGAUCAACUCGCUGGCCAGCCAACAGCAGCAGCAGCAACAGCAGCAGCAACAGCAACAGCAACAGAUCGCUAGCUCGGUGACGCCAACUACCUCAGAAGUAUCUGCAGCCGCAAUCAGUCCCGCACUCAAAGAUACGCCCAGUCCCAGUGCAGAUGCACCGCUCGAUCUUAGCAGCAAGCCAUCGCCGAACUCAUCGAUUAGCGGCGAUGUGAAGUCCGUCAGAGCAUGUGCCACGCCCACGCCGUCGGGAAGGAGGGCGUACAGCGAGGAGGACCUGAACCGGGCGCUGCAGGACGUGAUGGCCAACAAGAUGGAGCCAAGGAAGGCCGCCAGCCAGCACCACGUGCCGCGUUCGAUCCUGGACAACCGGCUGUUCAAGAUGCAGCACGACCUCGACCAGGAUCCGGACGGCGAGGAGCCCGACGACUCCAACGACGACGGCGAGGCGGAGGUGGACAGCAACGCCUCGACGCCCGCUCCAGCCUACCCAGCGGAGUUCGCCCGGUCGCAGAUCCGCAAGCUGAGCCACCAGUCCGAGCACAAUGGCAGCGAUCUGGGCGAGGAUCUCGACCGGGGAUCGCCGAAGAUGGGGCGCCUCCCGGAUGCCGGCAGUGCGAGUGCCAACCAGGGGGCCAUGCUGGACGCCAACAUCCUGCUGCAGACUCUGAUGCUGGCCGCGGGGAUUGGGGCCAUGCCCAAGCUGGACGAGCGGCAGACGGUGGGCGAUCUGAUCAAGGGCAUCCUGGUGGCCAACAGUGGGGGCAUGAUGCCCGCCAGCCAGGAGCUGAGCAACGGCAACGCCUCGCUGCUGCAGCAGCAGCAGCUCCACCAGCAGCAGCAGCAGCAGCACCACGUCGCCGGCUAUCGCCAUCGCCUGCCCAAGUCGGAGACUCCGGAGACGAACUCCUCGCUGGACGCCGGCGAUGCCAGCGAGGAUCCCAUACUGAAGAUUCCGUCCUUCAAGGUCAGCGGCAGCAGCCUGUCGCCGGGCGGUGGCGGCCCGCACCACCACCCGCUGAACAACAACAACAGCCUCAGCCUGAGCCUCAGCAGCAGCGCCAGCAACAACAGCAGCAGCAGCCACCGCAACGGCAGCAACCGCAGUCCGCACACCGCCUCGCCCAUGCUGGCGGCCGCGGUGACCCAGGGCGGCUACCCCGCCGGCAACAGCCUGCUGGCCGUGGCCGCCUCCUCGUCCAGCAUCCAGAAGAUGAUGGCCAGCAACAUCCAGCGGCAGAUCAACGAGCAGAGCGGCCAGGACGGACUGCGCAACGGGAACGUGAGCGACUGCAGCAGCAACAACGGGCAAUCCUCGUCGCUGGGCUACAAGAAGCCGAGCAUUUCGGUGGCCAAGAUCAUCGGAGGGACGGACACCUCGCGGUUCGGGGCCUCGCCCAACCUGCUGUCGCAGCAGCACCACCCGGGCCACCACCUGACCCACCAGCAGCAGCAGCAGCAGCUGAGCGCCCAGGAGGCGGCCGCCCUGGCGGCGGGCAAGGGAACGCGGCCGAAGCGGGGCAAGUACCGCAACUACGACCGCGACAGCCUGGUGGAGGCGGUCAAGGCGGUGCAGCGGGGCGAGAUGUCCGUCCACCGGGCGGGCAGCUACUACGGCGUGCCGCACUCGACGCUCGAGUACAAGGUGAAGGAGCGCCACCUGAUGCGGCCGCGCAAGCGGGAGCCCAAGCCGCAGCCCGACCUCGCCGGCCUCACCGGGCCGGCCCACAAGCUGCAGCUGGACAAGCUGAAGGCCGGGCCGCACGGCGGCUCCAAGCUGAGCAAUGCCCUGAAGAACCAAAACAGCCAGGCGGCGGCAGCGGCGGCGGCGGCAGCAGCAGCGGCCGCAGCAGCAACGCCCAAUGGGCUGAAGCUGCCGCUGUUUGAUGCGGGUCCGCAGCAGCUGUCCUUCCAGCCGAACAUGUUCUGGCCGCAGCCGAACGCCACGAGCGCCUACGGCAUGGACUUCAACCGGAUCACGGAGGCGAUGCGGAACACCCAGGCGGCCAACCACCACGGACCGAUGAAGAGCGCGCUGGAGAUGGCGGAGAACAUGUACGACGGCAUCAUCCGGAAGAAGCUGCAGGCGGGCGAGGGCAACGGCAGCUCGGCGGGCAAUGGGAGCAGCAAUGGCAAUGGCCAUGGCCAUGGACACGGGCACGCCCUGCUCGACCAGCUGCUGGUGAAGAAGACCCCGCUGCCGUUCACCAACCACCGGAGCAACGACUACGCCGCCACCUGCUCGAGUGCCAGCGGCGAGAGCGUCAAGCGGUCGGGCAGUCCGCUCGGCGGCUAUGCGGACAUCAAGCGGGAGCGGCUGAGCGCCGACAGCGGUGGCAGCAGCGACGAGGAGCACUCCGGCCACAUCAACAACAACAACAGCGAGCUGGCGCACAACAAGAACAGCAGCAAGGGAAGUGGCGGUGGAAGCGGAGGUGGAGGUGGCAAUGGCCAGGCAAAUGGGAACGGGAGGAGCAGCCGGAUGACCUCGCGGGACGACUCGGAGACGGAUGCCAGCAGCAUGAAGAGCGGCGAGAGCGGCGGCGUUGGCCACCCGAACCACCACAAAAUCAUGGAUCUCAAUGGCAGCAGCAGCAGUCACAUCAAGUGCGAAUCGGAGGCGGGGGCGGCGGAGAUUCCGGGCAGUCCGGGCGGCCACGUGGGCUCCAUACUGCACGAGAAGCUGGCGCCGAUCAAGGCCGAGCAGGUGGAGCAGGCGGAGCAGUUAUAGGAGCAGCCGAUGGCCACUGGCAAUCCAGCGUUCGCCUGGCCACCGCUGGCCGCCCACUACUACAGCUUCUAGGGGGAGAAACCAAAUCAAGCCACGUCUUUUGAUAGUACCAUACGAAACACUAUAUAGGAAUAUAGGAUACUAUACUAUAUGUGCGCCAGCCGCCAGCCAGCUGACCGAUGUGGUAAAUGUGCGCUAGCUCUUAGUUAAAUGUGUAAUCAACUGCGUAGGAGGAAAACAAAAACAAAAACAAAACAAAGGUAAAACUACAAAAAAAAAAAAAUCAAAAAACAGCAAGCGAAGAAACAUACAUUUGUGCCCCGGAGUGUACGAUGUAUAUUUUUGUUUCGUUUUGACAAUCGACAAAUAGGCAUUCUCUUGUACAAACUUUCUUAAAAGCAAACGAAAAACAAAAAGAAAAACAAAAACAAAACUAAAACUAAAACCUUAAGACCAAAAAACAAACUGAGCAAAACCAAGAACCAUUUUCAUUUUGCAUUUCGUUUCGAACCGCAUUUUUGUGUUGAGUAUAUUUUUAUUGAACAGAACCAGCAGUCCAAUGCGAAAAUAUACAGAUAUAGCCAACAGCAAAUCAGCAAAGCAGUUACAAGCCAACAACUUAAUCGACGACUGUUUGGGCUGCUCCUUGGUCCUCGAGCUCUGAAAUUCGCACAUUCCAUAAGAGUAUCUUAUGUUUUCCACAAUUUAUAUAGAAGUUCUUUGGAUUCUAACAGUCUAAACUUCGGCUCAUAAGGACCAAGACCCCAGGCAGUCGUCUUCGACAUAGACAGAAUGAGUAUAGCCAGCAACAACUACAAUAACUACAGCAAAGACCAUACUAAACAAGCAACAUCAAUAUCCGAUCAAUAACAACCAACCAAGCAAUAAUAAUACAAGACUCUACAAUACAAAGAAGAAACAGACACCAAAUCAGUGAAAUAGCUAAAUUCAAAAGUAAACCAGAAAAACAAAACGAAAAACAAAACAAAAUUAUCCACAAAAAUUCUACAUUUUUUAUGAUUUCAAAUGAUGAAAAUACAAACGGAAAUCAAUAAACAAAGCUGCCUUCACAUUUACAAAUUAAAUAAAUUAGUAAGCAAAGCGAGACAGAGCACACAAAAUAAUAAUUCAAAAUAAACGCAAACGCAGAGUAAAACCAAAAUUUCAAAAACAAGAGUCCCCAAAUUAAACUUCCGUUUAGCAAAUUCAAAAAACCCAAGACCCCUAUUAAAACCUAAAAAACUUCUCCAAAUACAUACGAGUUAAUUAUCAUUUAAACAAAUUGCACACGUAUUGAACUAAAUUAAGCAAAAUUAAAAUGUUUCGGUGUUAAAAAAAAAAUAUAUGAAAAACUAAAAAAAAAUUAUCUGUGUUUAGGCUUUAAAACGGAAAUUUGAAUCGAAAAUUUCAACAUUUCGGCUUAAGGGGCACAACUAGUGUGACGGCCUAAAAAAAUGGUGAUUUUUGGGAAUUUUUAUAAAAAAAACUACUGGAUCAAUUCUUUUCAAAUUUUCAGAAUA
This is a messenger RNA of Drosophila ficusphila, 5261 nucleotides long. It is a transcript of the gene Eip93F, whose product is annotated as mushroom body large-type Kenyon cell-specific protein 1. Lineage: Eukaryota; Metazoa; Arthropoda; Insecta; Diptera; Drosophilidae. Gene Ontology annotation, molecular function: DNA binding. Gene Ontology annotation, biological process: regulation of transcription by RNA polymerase II. The coding region runs from base 217 to 3741 and encodes 1174 amino acids. Gene Ontology annotation, cellular component: nucleus. The transcript is spliced from 6 exons. The record is from RefSeq and is a predicted model, not a curated record.